Messenger RNA from Rhizoctonia solani, 3156 nucleotides. RefSeq names its product ankyrin repeats. The record is from RefSeq and is a predicted model, not a curated record. The transcript has 15 exons. Bases 1 to 3156 code for a protein of 1051 amino acids. NCBI's taxonomy places the organism in Eukaryota, Fungi, Basidiomycota, Agaricomycetes, Cantharellales, Ceratobasidiaceae.
AUGCGCAGGCGGUCGUCGUCGCCCAACACGCCUUCCUCCGAGUCAUCGCCAUCGAGUUCGGAUCUUCCACUUGCGGUACCUCCUAUCGAGUCGAUCGAUGUUAAUGGAGCAGGAAAAGAAUAUGAUGAAGCCAGGUUGUUCCGAGCGUUCAUAAACGAUAAUGCAUUCGACAGCUCUGUAACAACGGUGGUUCAGCCUGCGAGCAUUGGAUUCGAUCGCCUUCAUAGCGUUUUGUCCAGUGCCCAACGAUACCACGUGCCCCCUGCUACCCACGUCGUCAAGCCUUCAGCGCUUAUUCCGCCUGCUGCUCCUCCUGAGCCAGAGACAGAAACCAAACCCAACCCUGAUGUUCAAGUCGUACAUCCGCCAAAGGAGAAUUGCAACAAUCUGCCCGUUCGGGUCCGGAACGUGCCCCUUCAAGGCGCCAAAUCUCGCGUAGAAACUCAACUUAAAGUUACUAUCGAUCUUGUCUGGGAUCCGACACCCCGAACACACUUUCAUCAAGCCUCUUCGAGCUCAUCCGGAUAUUCGGCCGACGCAAAAGAGGAGCUUGCUCCAACGGUCGGCUCGUGGGAAUGGUUAUCUCUUCCGCCGGGAUCUGCGACGAAGCGUAGGGGACGCAAGGAGGCCAAGAUAGCACCCACCCCUGCUCAAACGCUCACGCUUCAUACGAUGGUGCAUGUCGCAUCCGCCCCGCAUACCGCUGCACGCGCAUGUGCUCCAAUUCUUGUCCUAAUUCACUCUAGUAACGGUCUUGCGCCUUCUCACAUAUUCGACCCGUGUUACUUUUCAAUCCUUGGUACCCCUUUUUCAACCCGUACCAUCAGAUCCCAACGACCCACCUCAUCAGAACUGCCAGACCUGAGUUCACUAGGCUGUGAAGAUGACAAAAUUGUUCUCUACAAUUGCGCCGAUGUACUCGAUUUUAAGAGUGGCACUGUGGAUUUGCCUUAUCACUUUUAUCCUACGCGAUCAUACCGGUCGGACUGUUGGAACGGGAGUUACGCCUCCAAUCAUGAUCACGAUGAUAAAUCGACUGCUCGCAAAGUUCAGGCUCAGCAGAGCGCUGUUCCCGGUGGUGCGGGACUGGUUCCGCCCACUCCGGCAACUGCGAUAUCCACUGGUCCGAGUCUUGUCGCUGCGAUCGGUGCGUCUACCAUGAACGGGUCGAGGAAAGGUUCAAAGGACAAGGGAGGGGCCAAGCACCGGAUGAAGCCAUACGAUAGGAGCCGAGCGAGUAGCGUUGGGCUAACGGGGAUAUACCUCUCCUCCGCCCCAAAGCCCCACGCUCUUCACCACAGGGGCGUUUGGAAUGCAGAGCGCGUUGUUAGGAGAUGUUCAUGGAAUGACGAUGCUUUCGCCUACUCGCUCAGCAUUCUAUCCCCUCCUCGGUCGCCUGUCAUUCUCGUGGCCACACCCGCCCGCACUCACCCGUUCAGAUGUUGUCACACCCUCCCUCGUCGAACCAUGCGCCGUCACCGUCCCACACGAGUAUGCAUUCUCCGUCUCACACGGCCCUUCACUCGCCUAUCCACACCACUGCUCAUUCGCGUGCAUUCUCCUUCCCGAGGAAUCCUCUCCGGCGGGAUGCAAAGUGACUUUAUGGACUCUUUGCUGGGUUCCACUGGCGGACUGUUGGAUAUGAACGGAGACCCAUUGCUUGGGAUGGACAGCGACACACUCAUGGCGAACACGUUUGCCGGAACCGACACUCAAAUGUUCGAUCCAACCACUACGGAUCCUACAAAUCCUGACUGGGAGGCCAUGCUACAAGAACUGACCAAUCAACCACCGACCUCGGGUCUCAAGCCACCCACGCCUCAGGGUGCUAUAUAUGUCGAACAUCCGCCGUGGGGUGUCCCUGCUACCUGGCCGCCCGAAUCCAUCGACCUCGCGCCUCCCGAAACGACACCGAUCCCGCGCGUGAGCCGCGUGGUUCCAAACUCGGGCCCGAUCCAAGGAGGAAUCGAAGUCACGCUCCUGGGCGAAAACUUUUCGCGCGCGUACGAGUGCAAGUUUGGCGAUUAUGUUGCUACCGAGACUGCGCUUGGGGCUGGGGCGGUGGCUGUUCGGAUCAAGGGGUAUGAGAAUGUACCACUUCGUCCUGGGGAAAGGGAGGUUAUGUUCACGUACAAGGAUGAUAUGGAUGGAAUUGGCGCUCAGGGUUGUUGGGCAGCGUAUGACCGGGCGGCAGGAAGAACCAUGCAAUAUCGCAAGGAGAUUGUUGCCGUUGGGGAAAUGCAGAAUAACUCGAACAUGGUCGUUACGCGUCUGGCUCAGUCGAUCAUAGAGUCCGAUGUGACCCCACAAGACGACGAAAAUGGCUCUGCGCAACAGCAACAAGAACAAGGACGCGCCCCCACGCGACAAGAAGAGCUCAUCCAGUUCCUCAAACUCUUGACGUACCCAACGUCGGUUCUCGUGGUGUUCCACCAGCUCUGCCGUCUCGCUCCAAAACGAAACGGGCCAAACACCACUUCACUUGGCGGCUCUGCGUGGAGAGGCGGCUUGUGUGCGCGUACUUUUGCAGGCGGGGCAGAUACGGAAAUUGUUAACGCAUACGGCAUGGCUCCCAUUGAUGUUGCGCGAGAACACGCUCGCUCGGAGGUUAUGGCAUUGUUGGAGGGCGCUGAUCACGAGAGCGAUGCGGUUGAGGAAGACGAAGAGGGCUCCGAACUCCGAGCACCAUCGCUAGACGAAUCUACUGGUGCCGACGCAGAUGAAAGCGACCUUGAGGCGGAUGACGAACGGCGCUCACGAGUCCCAGCGGAAGUAGCAGCGAGGAAGACAGCGCCUCGGACGAUCUGUUCGCUGCAGACGCCUCACGACCUUCUCUCGACUCGGUCAUCGACGGAGGCCUGCGUUCUUGGGAGAGACCCAAGUUCCCAUCUACUUGGGCCCAAUCAGGUGCAGCUGCGCGCGCGAUUGGCGAGGAGGCUUGGAUAUUAUCCCACCGAAGUAACGGAUAGAGAAAUUCGCGCGUAUACGCAUCAUAGUCAGAAGAUGAGAAAGCUCAAGAAGGAUCGCAUGCUGGUUCUAUUCUGGCUUCCAAUUCUACUGAUUGUUAUCGCGUGGGGUCUAUACCAAUCUAUCCCGGUGGCAUUUAAAGCCAUGGCAAACACUAUUCGGGGCUAUCUUCCCUUGGCCAGCCGAUAA